AUGGCCUUACCAAAAAAAGCUCUGAUAGCCGUAACCUCUUACAACGGUGUCUUCUACGCUGAUGGCUCCAAGACCGGUGUGUUUGUCGUGGAAGCUUUGCACCCUUUCCAAACUUACAAGUCCAAGGGUUUCGAAGUGGAAUUUGUCUCUGAGACCGGCACUUUUGGCUGGGACGAGCACUCUCUAGCCCCAGACUUUUUGAACGGCGACGACAAAAAAGCUUUUGACGAUAAAAACUCUGAUUUCAACAAGCAUUUGCAGAAUAUAAAGAAAGCUAGUGAGGUCAACGGUGAUGAUUACUCUAUCUUCUUUGCUUCCGCUGGUCACGGGACUUUGUUCGAUUACCCAACAGCUUCUGGGCUUCAGCAUCUAGCCGCGAAGAUAUACCAGAAUGGAGGUGUUGUUGCUGCCGUGUGUCACGGUCCAGCUAUUUUCGAAAACUUGAUCGACUUGGACACCGAAAAGAAUAUCAUAGACGGCAAGGCCAUCACAGGGUUCACAGAUAUUGGCGAAGUUCAAUUAAGCGUUGAUAAUUUGAUCAAGGAGAAAAAACUCAACACUAUCGAAGACACAGCUAGAUUGAGCGGUGCUAAGUAUUUGGCCCCCAUCGGACCAUGGGACGACUUCUCCAUUACUGACGGUCGUGUCGUCACCGGUGUGAACCCUGCUUCUGCCCAUUCCACCGCCAUCAGAUCGAUCAACGCUUUGAGCGCUUGA
Messenger RNA from Lachancea sp. 'fantastica', 717 nucleotides. The record is from the annotation of a GenBank genome assembly. Lineage: Eukaryota; Fungi; Ascomycota; Saccharomycetes; Saccharomycetales; Saccharomycetaceae.